AUGAAUGGUACAACACUGUAUGAAAUGUACGAUCGAUUCUUGGUCACCAAUGAAACAGAUAAUUAUCAACUCUUUCUUGAAGGACCUGCCACAGGAACCUUAGGUGAUCGUAUGCUACACACUGGUUAUACUUAUGGCUUUGACCUGUCUGGGAUGUACUUCAGUACCCUAGACAGGGAUUACGACAGAUGGAGUAGAAGUAACUGUGCUGUUGGGUUUGGAGGGGGAGGAGGCUGGUGGUAUAACGCCUGCCAUCAUGCCUUCGUUAACGGUCCAUGGCCCCCUACAGAGUGGUACAAACCUUGGUUUCCUACAUUACCAAUGUACGGGACCAAUGUGACGGGAACACUGAUGAUGAUUAAACGUCAUAAGGUAAACAUAAUGAAAUCUGCAUAA
Molecule: messenger RNA, 396 nt
Organism: Saccostrea cuccullata (small rock oyster)
Lineage: Eukaryota; Metazoa; Mollusca; Bivalvia; Ostreida; Ostreidae
Product: fibroleukin-like
Exons: 2
Coding region: 1-396 (131 amino acids)
Source: RefSeq, a predicted model, not a curated record